AUGCACUUCCUGUGGACGUCCUGCUUCGCGAUUGUCUGGCCGUUCGGGACCAUCUUCACGCUGAUGAACCAGCUGCUGGAGCUGCGCUUCGACGCCCUGAAGAUGCUCCACGUGCGCGGCCGCCGCUUCCCGAACUCCCACCAGAUGUGCGACGUGUGGGUUCCCCUCUGCUCGCAGAUAAUCUGCUAUGUAAGCAUCGCGGUCAACAUCGUGCUCGCCCUGAUCCCAUACCGGCAGUACCAGAUGUGGAUAUACGAUGCCGAUGCAGCCAGAGACACGAUGGAGCCAUUCCUCGUGCAGGGGACCUGGCAGAAGCUCCUGACCGCCUUCGCCGUGCUGUCGCUCCUCUUCGCCGCCGUGCGCCUCGCUGCCGUGGCGGCGGCCCGCUGCUGCCUCUCCUCGGCGGCCCCGCCCCGCGACGACGGCUCCCCGGCGCUCGCGCCGGAGGCCUCCGGCCCUCCGGGGGCCGCGCCCGCCGCCGAGGGGGGGCCCGCCUGCGCGGGCCACGCGGGCGUGGCGGCGGUCUGA
Molecule: messenger RNA, 528 nt
Organism: Prorocentrum cordatum
Lineage: Eukaryota; Dinophyceae; Prorocentrales; Prorocentraceae
Source: the annotation of a GenBank genome assembly